Messenger RNA from Ananas comosus (pineapple), 1772 nucleotides. RefSeq lists its product as uncharacterized. The coding region runs from base 103 to 1515 and encodes 470 amino acids. The transcript has 13 exons. The record is from RefSeq and is a predicted model, not a curated record. Lineage: Eukaryota; Viridiplantae; Streptophyta; Magnoliopsida; Poales; Bromeliaceae. Gene Ontology annotation, molecular function: LPPG:FO 2-phospho-L-lactate transferase activity.
AGAUACCGGAAAACGAGUUGUGAGGGGAGAGAGAGAGAGAGAGAGAGAGAGAGAGCACCCAGGGAGGGGGCGCGUAUAAAAGGCGGAGAGGGAGAAGAGACCAUGGCACUCGGCGUCUUGGGCCCUUCCUCCUCUUCCUCCUCCUUCUCCCCCUACCUCUUCCUCCCAUUUCGCCGCCCCUCGCCCUCUCUCAGCCCCUCCCACCUCCUCUUCCCCCUCGAGGGCUCCUCCCCCGCACGAUCCUCCUCCAGAUCCUCCCCGUUAAUGGCGGCCGAGGUGUCCUCUCCUUCGUCGAGAUCUAUCCCUAGCUCGGUUCCUUCCUUGCUCGUGUUCUCAGGUGGAACUGCAUUUAACGGUGUUGUUGAAGAGUUAAAGAAAGUUACAACUCGAGUUGCUCAUGUGCUUCCUGUGUCUGAUGAUGGUGGAAGCACAGCUGAGAUUGUUCGAGUGCUCGGCGGACCAGCUGUUGGAGACAUACGAUCAAGAUGCUUGAGAUUGUCUGAUGAAAGCACUUCCGAAGCUCUAGCUGUUCGGACAUUGCUUGGGCAUCGCUUACCUCUUGAUUCAUCUGAAGCCAAAUUGGAGUGGUACAAAAUUGUCGAAGGGGAGCACUCUUUGUGGGAUGGUGUUUCACGACCUUACAGGGAGACAAUACGUGCAUUUUUGGCUUAUUUUCAAAACCAGAUUCUCCGGCGGUCGGAUGAAUCGUUUUGCUUCAGCAAUGGCAGCAUUGGAAACUUCUUCUUUGCUGGGGCCCGUAUAUUCUUUCAGUCCUUGGAUGCUGCUAUAUUUUUGUUUUCUCGUGUUUCAGAAAUCCCCAGGGAAAGUCUUGUACUUCCUGUAAUCUCCACCAAUGACAGGCUUACUCUCGGAUGUGAAUUAUGGGACGGGACAAUAAUACGCGGUCAAAAUGAAAUUUCACACCCAACAAAUGGACGUACUGAGCCAAUAAAUAAGGAUUCUGCUUCAUGUUCGGCGCUGCCUUCACGAAUUAGACGUGUUUUUUACAUGUCCAGUGAGGGUAGCAACUUACUGCAUGAGGUUUUUCCUGAAGCAAACCCUACAGUUCUGGAGCAGCUAAGUAAAGUGGACUGCAUUGUCUAUGCCAUGGGUUCACUUUAUACUUCCAUUUGUCCAUCACUGGUGUUGCAUGGCAUUGGCGAGAGUAUUGCCUCAAGAGCUAUCCCGAAGGUGCUUCUACUGAAUGGUUCACAUGACAGAGAAACUGCUGGUUUAUCUGCUUCCGGCUUUGUAACUGCAAUAACAGAUGCUCUAAAUAGAACUUAUGGAGAUCCUGUCAAAAGCUUAAAGAAUCCUCCUAGUGACUACAUCAAUGCCCUAUUGGUUCCUAGAGAUGGUCGGGUCCCUGUAGAUAUUGAAUGUUUGGCUGCUCAAGGAAUCUUUCGUGCGGUUAAUGUAGACUCACUGCGCGACCCAAAAGUGGGGAUUAUAUUUGACCCCAAGUCUUUGAUUAAUGUUCUCACCAAUUUGGUAUGCGAGCAGAGACUCUUGUAAGACUUUCUAAAGUUUCAGAAUAUGUAAUCGGAAAACAAGUAUUUAUUGUUAUUACGUAUGUUUUUUAUUUUUAAAAUUUUAUUUCUGUAAUCUUGGUUCCUAAGAUGCGCGGCAAUUUACUCUCUUAAACUUAACUACACCUACACAGUAUCUUUUUCGUUUGUGUAUACAGCAUCAUCAAUCUUGUAUAACACCAUUAAUCUUUGUAUAUUUUGCUUUACAAACUAGAAAAGGACAUAUGCACGGGCGAUUUGUAA